This is a messenger RNA of Candidozyma duobushaemuli, 2103 nucleotides long. RefSeq lists its product as uncharacterized. Gene Ontology annotation, molecular function: transcription cis-regulatory region binding; DNA-binding transcription factor activity. Bases 1 to 2103 code for a protein of 700 amino acids. The transcript has a single exon. The record is from RefSeq and is a predicted model, not a curated record. Gene Ontology annotation, biological process: positive regulation of transcription by RNA polymerase II. Gene Ontology annotation, cellular component: nucleus. Lineage: Eukaryota; Fungi; Ascomycota; Pichiomycetes; Serinales; Metschnikowiaceae.
AUGAUGGAGCAGAAACGUCAAGAGGCUGCUGCAAAUGGCGAUGCUAAUCCGUACGGACAAGCUCUACCUGGUCACGGCAUGAACGGGCUUGGAAUUAAUCAGAGCAUGAACGGCCACAUGCAUGCGCCUGCUCUAAAUGGCCUUGGCCAACCCGGAAUGAAUGGUCUCAAUGGAAGCUUAAGUGGACAACCCGUGAACGGAGGUUAUGGUCUCAAUGGCUAUGCUUCACAGAAUGGGCCCAGCUACCAAGGCCAAAGCCCGCUUAGCGGCGGAUCCACAUACCAAAAUGGCCUCUAUCCUCAAAAUGGCCCUAGUGCUCCAAACAGCCUCAAUGGCUACCUAUAUCCGCACAACGCCCCUGCUGCGCCCAGUGCUCCUAACAACUUCAAUGGCUAUGGGCUUAAUUUUCAAAACGGCCAGAACGCCUUGAACGGCGCCUGGGACCAUAAACCCAUACGGCUUCCUACUCCUGUGAACCGUCCCGAAGCCACAUCGUCAGCAACUGCCUCUUCCACGACGGAGCCACCGGAACACGACGAUCCGCCGCUUGACGGUCUAGCCUUCUACGACCAGCUGGACCUCACGCUUCUAGCGGCGGAUUUGAACAAUCUUGUGCUGGACAUGAUCUACGACGUCAACUACGAGCCCAAAACGGAUCUGGAGCUGCAGCCGACGCCGCCAACUCCAACUUCGGAAGACAACGAGGGCAACUACUACGACUACAUACCGAGAAACUUGCCGCUCGGGUACAUAGAGGUGAGGAAGCAUACGGAAAAGGCGUUUUUGCACGAGUUCUACCGUGAGUUCGCAAACAUCAUCUUGCCCUUCAACGCAUACGAUGCCUCGGCCAGGUCCUUCUUUAAUCCUGCCAGAGACAUUUUGCUCAAGUGUGCUCACAAGGAACCUUUCCUUUUGGCGGCUGUUUUGGCUCAAGGUGCCAGGUCUGUCUUCUCCAAGCUGGCAAAUCCAGACGAUGAACAGGCCUACUACUCGUACCUCCUGCGUUGUCUCAAGCUCCUCGGACCGGCUCUUGGGGAUGCUGGGAAAAACGGCUUGGCCUUGGUGUCCAACAUCGAGGCGGUGCUUUUAACGGUGCUUCUUUUGACGUCUUCCAACGCUGUCAAUGCCAAACAAAACUGGAGACCACACCUUCGGGGCGCCAAAGACCUUCUUUUGAAACACAACAAAAACCGCCCCCUCACACGCAAGCUGAAGGUGUUGAUCUUCUGCAAGUACUGGUUUGUCUCGUUUGAGAUUUUGGCUGGUUUAGGCCUGAAACUCGGCGGCACAGUCCACGUUGAUGAGGAGCUUGAUCUUUUGCUCAACUACGCUGAUCCAUACGAGGUUCAGGUGCUCACAGAGCUCGGCUUGAUUUUGCCUAAUGGCUUCAACCUCAUCGGUGGUUACCACAACGACUGUGUGCCUCAUUUGAGAGACCUCAUCAAGCUUCUCAAUAGGGGCCGCAAGAAGAGCCUAGACGGAGUUUCAACUACCGAUCUGAGCCCUGGUGCUGUCUCUGGUGCUGGCAAGAUUCCUGACAUCUCAAUCCAGUCGACCGAGUGCAUUCGUCUUUUGGGUGAGUUUGAGAGAGAACGCAACAAGGCUUUCUUUUCAUCCACCACCGUGAUGUCUCCAGACGACUUCCCCAACGGCGUGAUCCCUCAAAAUUACCUUCUCGACUCAGCUACCGUUGAAGGCACCAGAAAAAUCGUCAGCUGGCUGGACAUCUCCCAACAAGCCUAUUGUUUGGCAGCUCUCAUCACCAUCUUGACUGACUUUCUUGGUGUAGCUCACAAUCUGAUUCCCGUGCAAGAGUUGACAAACAAGCUUCUUGAUCUCGUGUCGUUCGUUGAGUCACCUAACGGAGAACCUGUGCUUUUCAAGUACGCCCCUCUUAUGGUGCAAUGGCCUGUGCUGGUCGCUGGGCUUAAUGUGGUGAAAGCAGAGGAUGUCAAGGCAGUGGAGAAGUUCUUCAGCGUGGCUUCUGAGGUUGGAUCAGGAUCUGCCGGGCAUUCGUUGAAGACGAUCCACAGACACUGGAAGAGACGGGAGUUUGCCUUCGACGACAGUGAGGAAGAGCAUGUUGAUGUUGUCAACUACUGA